Molecule: messenger RNA, 1237 nt
Organism: Lycium ferocissimum
Lineage: Eukaryota; Viridiplantae; Streptophyta; Magnoliopsida; Solanales; Solanaceae
Product: expansin-A18-like
Exons: 3
Coding region: 40-846 (268 amino acids)
Biological process (GO): plant-type cell wall organization
Cellular component (GO): extracellular region
Source: RefSeq, a predicted model, not a curated record
UCAGUCCUUAAGGAAAGAGCUAAAGAGUAACAAAAAACUAUGGAAUUUGUCAACUGCAAAUGGAGCUUGAUUUUCUUGAUCAUUGGGUCAAUGGCACUUUUGCACCAAGCAAAUAUGGCUGCAGCCUACUAUUCCACUCCUAGCCCGGCUAAGUUUAAAGCCAUGCCUUGGAAGCUUGCUUAUGCCACAUUUUACGGAGACGAGUCUGCUUCUGAAACAAUGGGUGGAGCUUGUGGAUAUGGAAACCUAUUCAAUUCAGGUUAUGGCACAGCAACAGCAGCAUUGAGCACAGUGCUAUUUGGCAAUGGAUAUUCAUGUGGACAAUGCUUCCAAAUAAUGUGUGUGAAAUCAAAAUUUUGCUACAAAGGGUUCACCACCGUUACAGCCACAAACCUCUGCCCACCCAAUUGGGCCCAAGACUCGAACCAUGGUGGCUGGUGCAACCCACCACGCCAACAUUUUGACAUGUCUAAACCUGCUUUCAUGAAAAUUGCUCAAUGGAAGGCUGGCAUUGUCCCCGUUGCAUAUCGCAGGGUACCUUGCGUUAAGAAAGGCGGGAUCAGGUUCGCAUUCCAAGGAAACGGCUAUUGGUUGUUGGUAUACGUGAUGAACGUCGGCGGAGCGGGCGACGUGGCGAGCAUGUGGGUGAAGGGAAGCAAAACAGGGUGGAUAAGCAUGAGCCACAAUUGGGGAGCAUCAUACCAAGCAUUUGCAACUCUUUCAGGCCAAACUCUAUCUUUCAAGCUCACUUCCUACACAUCUCGUAAGACAAUUAUAGCUUAUAAUGUUGCACCUUCUAAUUGGCGUGUAGGCAUGAAUUACCAAGCCAAAGUCAACUUCCGCUAGUCUAGUUAAUUGUUAAACAUUAACUAAAGCGGAUUAGUUGGAUCAGUGAGUUUUAGAUAUUUUUUUUCUAAGCUUUCAGGUUCCGAGCCACAACCGAACGCAUUAUUUUUUGCCUUCACAUUUUUUUCCCCUUUUACUAUCUAAGCACCCUUGAAGGAGUGGUGCUUCCGUCUUUUUCUUCCAAAUGGCUUGCUGUGUUUUCACAAGAGUCUUUAAGUUUUGGAUCUUGCACCGCAUUGUACAAUUUCUUGUAUUACUGAAAUAGAACAAUAAUAUGAUAAUUGUUGCACUAUCUAUUUCGAGUUUGUAAGGCUUAAGUUCAUAUCCAUCCAGCUGUGACAUUCCAAUUAGUGAAGAUAAAAACACUAGUUAAAGAUUUUUCUCAUGGCUA